AGGCUGUUUUAUGACUGGACGGGCUAGCUAGAUACUUGUGCAUUUGAUUCUUGCAUUUUAUUCAGCUCUGCUUUUCAGGUUUGUUGCUGGAAAACACAUGCCAUCCCCUAUGCUGGGAAGACCUGUGAAGUCAAUACCUGAGGAAUAAAAGGUUUAAAAUGCUGCUUGACAUCGGUUAAUCCUGUUCUCUCCAUAGUACUAGAAAAAGAUAUUGGAGAUGCAGCUUAUAAUGUGGGGUAGAGAUGUGGAGCCCGGAUGGAAAACCAGAAGGAUGCGGCGUUUGGAUUCCUCUUGCCCUGCAGCAAGUGACUUGGCUUGGUAUGGGAAGUGCAGAAAUGAGAAAUCAUGUCUAUUUAAAACUCUGAAUUUCUUUUUCUUGUUCUUAAUGCUUCUUAGUGUUGCUCCUGAAGCACAGAGCAGUCUGACAUGCCCAGCAUUGGAGCGGUGGUUGCGCUGCAGUUUGUGAGGAGUUCAGAUUUGCCCGAGUUUUGUCUAGAAUCUAGAAGAAUAACGUGCUUGGAGGUACUUGGUAGCAUUGGUCACCUGUACCCCAGCGCGAGAGCUCCAGCUUAAUUCUUCUUACGUGCUUCUCAGAACAUGGGGGAAAACGAUGAUGAAAAAUACAGUCAAGCUGGCCAGAUAUUUGAAAACUUUGUACAAGCUUCAACGUGCAAAGGUACCAUUCAGGCCUUUAAUAUUCUCACUCGUCAACUUGAAUUAGACCCUUUGGACAAUAGAAACUUUUACACCAAGCUGAAGUCAAGAGUGACCACAUGGAAGGCCAAAGCUUUGUGGAACAAGCUUGAUAAAAGAGCAAGUCACAAGGAGUAUAAACGCGGAAAAUCUUGUAUAAACACUAAGUGUUUAAUUAUUGGCGGUGGCCCAUGUGGUUUGCGGACUGCCAUAGAGCUUGCCCUGCUGGGAGCCAAAGUGGUGGUGGUGGAGAAGCGGGAUACCUUUUCACGAAACAAUGUUUUGCAUCUUUGGCCCUUUACAAUCCAUGACCUCCGGGGACUGGGAGCAAAGAAGUUUUAUGGGAAAUUCUGUGCAGGAUCCAUUGAUCACAUCAGUAUUCGACAGCUUCAACUUAUCCUCUUCAAAGUUGCACUUAUGCUAGGAGUUGAAAUCCACGUGAAUCUAGAAUUUGUGAAAGUCGUGGAACCUCCUGAAGAUCAAGAAAACCAAAAGAUAGGUUGGAGGGCUGAAUUUCUCCCAGUGGAUCACCCUCUGUCAGAGUUUGAGUUCGAUGUUAUUAUCGGUGCAGAUGGCCGCAGAAACACAUUAGAAGGUUUUAGGAGGAAGGAGUUUCGUGGAAAGUUGGCUAUAGCUAUCACUGCCAAUUUUAUAAACAGAAAUACAACUGCAGAAGCUAAGGUAGAAGAAAUCAGCGGUGUUGCUUUCAUCUUCAAUCAGAAGUUCUUCCAGGACCUAAAAGAGGAAACAGGAAUUGACCUGGAGAAUAUUGUUUACUACAAAGACAGCACUCAUUAUUUUGUGAUGACAGCAAAAAAGCAGAGCCUUUUGGACAAAGGAGUGAUUAUUAAUGACUGCGUUGAUACCGAGUUGCUCCUCUGUGGGGAAAACGUGAACCAGAACAAUUUGCUCUCCUAUGCCAGAGAAGCUGCUGACUUUGCAACGAAUUACCAGCUGCCUUCCUUGGAUUUUGCAAUUAAUCACUACGGGCAACCAGAUGUAGCAAUGUUUGAUUUUACUUCCAUGUAUGCAUCUGAAAAUGCUGCACUAGUGAGAGAGAGGCACAGACACCAGCUCCUGGUGGCGCUUGUUGGAGAUAGUUUGCUUGAGCCCUUCUGGCCAAUGGGCACUGGCUGUGCAAGAGGCUUCCUUGCUGCUUUCGAUACCGCGUGGAUGGUUAGGAGCUGGGCUCAGGGAAAACCCCCACUAGAAAUCCUUGCUGAACGAGAGAGCAUUUAUCGGCUCUUGCCCCAGACUACCCCUGAAAACAUUAACAAGAACUUUGACCAGUAUACCAUUGACCCAGGAACAAGAUACCAAAACUUGAACUCAAGCUGUGUUCGACCUCACCAGGUGAGGCAGUUAUAUGUUACCAAUGAGCUACAGCAAUGUCCUCUUGAAAGAGUAAGCUCCAUUAGAAGAUCAGUGAAUCUCUCAAGACGCGAGUCAGAUAUUCGACCUAACAAGCUUUUGACCUGGUGUCAGAAACAGACAGAAGGGUACCGUAACGUUAACGUCACAGACCUGACUACCUCCUGGAAAAGUGGCCUUGCGUUAUGUGCUAUUAUCCAUCGCUUCAGACCUGACCUCAUUGACUUCGACUCCCUGAACGAAGAGGACGUUGUCCGAAACAACCAACUGGCGUUUGAUGUGGCUGAGCGGGAGUUUGGGAUCCCCCCAGUCACCACAGGGAAGGAGGUGGGCUCCUCUGCCGAGCCCGACAAGCUCAGCACGGUCAUGUACCUCUCCAAGUUUUACGAGCUGUUCAGAGGCACGCCGCUGAGGGCCAUGGAUGCUGGGGACAAGCAAAAUGGAGAAAAUGAUGACCUCUGUUCAGCAAAAUCAUCAAACUUCAUCUUCAAUAAUUACAUCAAUUUAACCUUACCAAGAAAACGAGUACCAAAGGUUGAAGGGAAAGCAGAGGAAAGCGAGACCAACAAAAGACGUCGGAAAGGGGUUUUCGGUGCCUUUGAGGAGGCUUCAGGCUUUUCAAGCCAAGGAUCAAGUUCUGGGAAAGAACCAAGUGAUGGUAGAGAAGGUGUGAACCAGAAUAAAGUUAAAUCAAUGGCAACUCAGCUGUUGGCAAAGUUUGAAGAAAAUGCUCCAAAUAGAAUUUUUCGGAGGCAGGAGCUAGUAGAUAGUCCAGCCCCGCUCUCUUCUUCUGGCCCUCCUGUUAAUCCUCGCUUUGCUAAACCUAAGGAUCCAAGUCUUCUUCCACCUCAACUGAAAAGGCAGUUUCAGGUGUUAGCUAGGACUGAACACGAGGUCAGGGAACCCAAACAGUCUUUAAACGGUUCUGACCAUAUGGCCAGGAGAGCAAAGACUGUAGGAAAAGCAGAAACCCAGCCCAGUCUUUCAGAAAACUCUGAAACUCUCGCGUCUGCCUGUUCUGCUGCAUUUGUACUUUCUGGAGUGCUUGAGCGUCUUCAGCACCUGGAGGAAAAAAUGAAACAGAAAAGGGCUCAGACCAUAGCAAAUAGGGAAUUCCAUAAAAAGAACAUUAAAGAGAAAGCAGCACAUCUUGCCUCAAUGUUUGGAUGCAUGGAGUUUCCAAAGAAUAAGCUACCUACUAAAGGCUUAUCCCACUCUCAGCCCCCAGCUCCCCCUUGCCCUCCUCCUCACGGCUCAGCUGCUGCCUCUUCUCCAUCGUCUGUUGGUUCAGCUCCCCCCACUGCUCCUUCUACACAGGGAUCUCUGCGAAAAGAAUUUCCUCAGUCUAUAGGGGGGAGUGACAUUUGCUAUUUCUGCAAAAAACGGGUAUAUGUUAUGGAGCGGCUGAGUGCGGAAGGCCACUUCUUUCAUAGGGAGUGCUUUAAGUGUGAAAUAUGUUCUACAACACUCCGCUUAGGAAUUUACGCCUUUGAUGUUGAAGAAGGUAAAUUUUACUGUAAACCUCAUUUUACGCACUGCAAAAUCAGUAAUAAACACAGAAAGAGAAGAGCGACAUUACAGGUCCAGGGAAAGGAGGCAACAGAAGCAUGGAAGAAAGAGGACUGCAAAGCCACAGAAACCACGCCAGAAAGCACUUUAGCUACCGCUAGCAGUCCAGAGGACAGGUCCCCAGGUAUCCUGCCUUCCUUCUUUAGGGGGGCGCUAGGCUGGCCCCUUCGGGUGACACGGGAUCUGCUUGACAUUCCCAGACGCCUGUCUAACUGGAUGCAUGGUUUUCUGCACGCUACCAACCUUCAUUUCAGGGACAAUGCGUAUAACUAUACCUAUUUGUACGAACUCUUGAGCUUCGGUGUGCCAUUCCUCUGCGCUCUUCUAGAGGUACUUACUCAUAUGUACCGGGAAGCAGAGCUAUCACUUGAAAACAUGCUUGAAUGGGUGAAAAAAGUCUUUAGGGCUUGAAUUCUUCUGUGUGCCUUGCUCGGUUGUGCCUUUCAGAUUUUCAAAAUUAACAGCCUUGCUUUUUCUUGAGAACUUUUUUUUUUUUUUUUAACCUUUUUGCAAUUUAUUGUGUAAUUUAAAAGAACGAAGGAUUCUUUCUGAUAUAGACUAGGUGCAAUCAGAAUUUUCAAUAUAAAAUGUACUGUAUGUUAAAACACAUGAAGGGCAAUGUCCAGACACAUUUCCAGAACUUGGAGACUGAUGAAGGAUAUUUUUUUAGAUUUUUUGUUGUUCUCUUUUGUCCUGUCUGUGAUCAGGCCAUUUGGAGGGGAGGGGGAAGGGGGGGGCUAUAUUUUAUAACCCUACUUUUUUAAACUUUUUUUUCUUGUUAGACCAAGAAAGAAUGUGUGUUCUUUCAGACAUUUGGAGAAUAUUUAUGACAAAUGACUGGGUUUUGAAACCUGAAUAUGGCGCAUUCCUUUUUCUCUUGCUUUCAUCUUUACUCUGGGUUAUGAGGUUUAUAUUUUGCAUGAAUAUGUUUAUUUAAAAAAAAGUUAAUUCAUAUUGCUCAUAGUCAUGGCUUUAAAAUUACUUACAUUUGAUACCCUUUGUCAACAGUGGGUAUAAUCUGUACUACUAAUUUAUAUAAAGUUUUGAAAUAAAUUUGAAGAGCAAAUCUUAGUUGAGCGAAGGCUUGGUUGAAAUUGUAAGUCAAAGAAACUGGUAGUGUAAUUAAACAUCACUUAUUGCUCAAGUCAAAGCUUCCUCAUUAGGUGGCUGGUUAAAGGAAUAUCAAGUUAUGUGGCACUCAUAUCCAACUUAAAUUACUGCUGUGUUUGCCUCCAGAUGAGCACUGAUCCUAUUAUAUGUGGAAUUCUUAGAAAAUAAAAAAGAGUAGAUCUAGAACAAACAACAAAAAUGUACAACUAUAUUUUAAGGAGGUUACUUCUUAGCUAGGUCUUUCAUUCAUUUCAGUGUGCAAAGCUGAUGGCAGAAAGAUGAACUUGAAUUAUCUUGAGCAGCUCUUAAGAAGUUUUCUUUUGGGUGUCUCUCAUCAGGGUCUACCUUAAGCAGAAGGCCUCAGUAGCAGGUAUAGGGCUAUUUAAUGGCAAGGAGAUACCAACAACAUCCCAAAGUCUGAUUGCUUUCUCUCAGCCUAGUUAGCCAGCGAGGUAAGCACGCUCCCUGACUCCAAGGUACCUAAAUGUUUGAAUUCAGAAGUUAACCAGAAAAGAGGUGAAUACAUAAAUAUGAUAAUAUACAUACCCUAGAAUGGAAAGCUUUUGUAGCGCUUAUUUCUAGCCAGAACAUCAUAAAGUAACAGGAAAAUAAUGUUGCAUUCAGUUAGUACCAAAGCUGAGGAUCACCUACCAGUGAUCUUAAAUGAUUGUGCUGCUUAAGGGCAUGCAGUUGUUUGAUUUUAACAUAACGUGAGAAAAGACCAUUUGAAGUGAUCUUAUUUGUUAGGUAUUAAAAAUAAAUGUGUUUUCUGUUUAAAAUAAAUGACAGAAAUAGGAUUUUUCCUCCAGAUAAUUUGACUUUCAUUUUUUAAGCUAUGAAGAUAAAGCUUUUGACAUUCUGGAGUGCUUACAUGUUUGGGUGGAAAAAUGUUAAGUAAAUACACAAAACUUGAGCAAAUGGUUUAAGAAAAUUGUCUAGAUAUAAAGUAGCAUUUGUUUGAAAUAAAUUGCCAUUAAUGCUCAAACACAUAUUUAGCAAAACUUUGCUAGAAUUUUGACUGAGCACAGUGACCUUCAUAGUAACAUGGUAAGCAUCUGUAUAUAUGUAAAGGAAUGUAUCUGUACCUCUUUAGAGCAUUUUUAAAAACUGUACUUUGAAACACUGUAUACUUUCUAAUUAUUUCCUAAUGACAGUAAUUAUUUCACUCUAAUAAGGAAAGAUUCUGCAUUGUGAUUUACCUUGUUACUCUUGCAACCCAUCCAAUUUAAGUGGCAAAGUUUUAAAAUUUGACUCGCCAUCAGUUUUGAUUGCAGUUUGUCAUCAGCAUAGUCUUUAAGAACAUUUUUUUUUUCCUGAAAUUUUCUCCUGCUGUUCACUCUCAGAGAUUUUCUGCUUUUCAGUAGAGUGAGCAUAAAGGUAAACUUAGAGAAAAUGGUGAAGUAGCAAGAAACUUGGAAAUCUGUGUUAGCCCAUGAACUUAAAAUAAAUGAAUCUUACUAGUAGAAAGUAAAAACUAAAGGUGGUAUUGGCUUUAUAUAGAUCUAUAUAAAAGAAAGAAAAACCCUACAUUUCCACAACAGAAUUCAGAAGAAAAGCUUGCAUAACUAAAACAUUUUCCAAAGGAAUCUUAAUUGUAUUACAUAUUCCCCCUGGGAUUUUGCAAGUACUUUUGUUGGGAAGGUUGUUUACUGGUAUCAAUCUAACUGAUAGAUUUUCUUUUAAUCUCUUUACCUUAAAACUCUAUUAGUAAGAUUCAUACCUAUUUGUCCAUGUUCAUAAUUUAAUGAAAAGAGAUAGUUUUUGUUUUGGCUGAUUCUUCUUUCUGCCUAAGUAACCUUUCUGAUGGCUUCCUCUAUAAUCAGUCUAAGUUCUGUAUUUUUUUUCUGCCGUCUCCCCUGUCAACCUCCCGCGUUGCCGUUGCUCUUAGUCCGUUUCGUCAUUCCGUCGCCGCAACUGCUCACUGGCUGAAGCCUUUCUCCUCUCAGGUGAUUUUUCUUCUGCUUGCCAGUUUGUGACUAACACUGUUGUUAGCGUUUAAUUGCGGGUUUUUAAGACCAUUUUGGAGCAAACUGUGUGUGUCUGGUAUAUUAAUGGAUUAGACUUUAAGCAUGAUCACUUAACCUGUGAUGUGCUAGGUUUACACUGUAGCAAAGUUGCUGUCUUACUGCUCUGCAGAGAAUGUUUUUUCCUCUCUGUCUGUGCAUGUGCUUCCUUGUGCCUAUAAGGUAAGUUAGGCAAGUAAGUUGUUUCUCGUCAAAAAAGCCUUAUUUUCUUCAAAGUACUGAAAGAAAGAUUUCAAAUAAUGUCAGGACAAGAGCCAGCUGACUCUCCUGGUUGGUGUGAGCACCUACUUCUGCUGAGCUCAAAUACUGAAUGAGCAAAGCAGUGUUUGAGGAGGGCUUUCUAAGCGCUUUUUGCUCUCACAAUGAGAGUGAUACAAAACUAUACUUUCGAAAAAAGUAGCCAGAGCAAUGCAAAUUCCAGUCUUCCACCUCAAGUAUCAUGUUAGGCAGGCUUAGUAGAAAUAGAUUUGCAUGCUGUUUUUUUAGUUCCUUAAUAUUAAAAUGCCAAGUUUAUAUAACUAGAGUGUGUUUGGGUUUGAAUUGUUUCGUUAACUAAUAUCAACUCUAACUAGGCCCCUUUUGCCGCUUUGAUUAAUGAUUUUUGUCUUGCUGCAUGAGAUGUUGCCAAUGUUCUCCAAGAAAAAUUUGAGAGAUUAUUUUAUCUGUAUUUUUAUUCAUAAAUUCCAGUGAUGUGUAAUCACAUGCUGACGGUCUAAAAUGGGAAAUGAACCCAAACAAGAAUCAAGGACUCAGACUGAGUGGUGAAUGUCAGUAAUUUUUGCUUGAAGUGGUCGUGGUGCAGCCAUCCCUGUGGAGGGUCCUUUCCAGAGGGAAGGGCCUUUGGGAAUGUGUCUAAGCUGCAAUCCCUCGGAGGUGACCAACAUGUACUGCUAAUCAACCUGCUGCACACACCUGAGUCAGUUAUCUUCCUGACCUGGAUGUCUGCAUGACCAAAGCAAUAGUAUUUAUUUGUGUGGGUGUGCUAAAAUGGCUUUGGAAGUCCCCUUGCCAUGCCCACGGACAGGAACCUCUCUACAUUUUAAGCAAGCAUCACUUCCAGCACAAAUGGCUAGGACAUGACUUUCUAUAUGUUUUAGGGCUAGGGUGUUUUGAUAACUAAGCUUAGGGUGUUUUGAUAACUAAGCUCAGCAUGCUUUGAGAUGAAGGCUGUGACGUAAAGGUCUGCCAUUUCAAAUCACUUUCCGUUGCAGUGUUUUUUUUACCCUCUGUUGCAGAGUCUUCCUAGCUGCUCUUGGCCAGUGAGGAUUCUGUCCUCCUCCUCCUAAGUCUUCUGUUUCCAUUCUACUUUAUAAUCUUAACUGAAUAUUUUUAUUAAAUAGUUUUUAACUCUGUAUUUAAAUUUUCACAUGGAAAUUCUGUA
Molecule: messenger RNA, 8148 nt
Organism: Struthio camelus australis
Lineage: Eukaryota; Metazoa; Chordata; Aves; Struthioniformes; Struthionidae
Source: RefSeq, a predicted model, not a curated record